AUGGCUACUUUAUCCGGUAAAACCUGCCUUGUUACUGGAGGAGCCGGCGGGCUGGGCAAAGCUAUCGCCACGAAGUUUCUCGAGGCUGGAGCCAACGUGGUGAUUUGUGACAUCAACGACGAUCGACUUCAAGAAACCUCUGCAGAACUUUCAGUGAAAGGCCCGUUGAAAGCAGUCAAUGCCGAUAUUACCUCCGCCUCUGCAGUGCAGGGUCUGUUCGACACAAUCGUUUCCGAGUUUGGAAAAGUGGAUAUACUGAUAAACAAUGCUGGGAUCAUGGACCGUUUUGACCCUGUUGGGGACUUGGAUGAGGAACUGUGGGAUCGCGUCAUGGCCGUCAAUUUGACGGCACCUUUUCUUCUGAGCAGACUAGCUGUUCGCAAUAUGCUUGAACAGCCAAACCCAAAUGGUUAUAUCAUGAAUGUUGUCUCGUUGGCGGGCAAAGCUGGUUGGACAGCAGGUGCCGCAUACACCGCGAGUAAGCAUGGAUUGGUUGGUUUGACCAAGAAUACAGCCGCAUUCUACGGAAACAAGGGUAUUCGGUGCAAUGCCCUCAUGAUAGGUGGCAUGGACACCAAUAUCACCGAGGCAUUCAUGAGAGGUGUCAAUGAAGAGGGAAAGGACAAGGUGGUAGGUAUUAUGGGGGCCGUGCCGUCCCCCCUAUGUGACAUAGAUGAGGUUGCGGAAGUGUGUGUCUCUAUGACAUGCGGCAAGGGGAGCAGGCUAAUCAAUGGUGCCUGUAUCCCGAUUGACCAUGGGUUUUCUGGUACGGUCGGGUAG
Molecule: messenger RNA, 780 nt
Organism: Aspergillus oryzae RIB40
Lineage: Eukaryota; Fungi; Ascomycota; Eurotiomycetes; Eurotiales; Aspergillaceae
Product: SDR family NAD(P)-dependent oxidoreductase
Exons: 2
Coding region: 1-780 (259 amino acids)
Molecular function (GO): oxidoreductase activity, acting on the CH-OH group of donors, NAD or NADP as acceptor
Source: RefSeq, a predicted model, not a curated record